Sinocyclocheilus grahami is the source of this 1313-nucleotide messenger RNA. RefSeq names its product G protein-coupled receptor 183b (gene gpr183b). The record is from RefSeq and is a predicted model, not a curated record. NCBI's taxonomy places the organism in Eukaryota, Metazoa, Chordata, Actinopteri, Cypriniformes, Cyprinidae. The coding region runs from base 109 to 1179 and encodes 356 amino acids. The transcript is spliced from 2 exons. Gene Ontology annotation, cellular component: membrane. Gene Ontology annotation, molecular function: oxysterol binding; G protein-coupled receptor activity. Gene Ontology annotation, biological process: G protein-coupled receptor signaling pathway.
UGAGAUUGAUGUGCGUACUUUUGCUUGCUCUUCACUGUAUACAUAUAGCACCAAUGUCUGAGUGAAAAUCUGCUCUCUUAUCUGUGAUUUCUCCUGUAUAUAACUAAGAUGAGCCCAGAUUUAGAGCAAAACAUCUCUUGCACCAACUUGUAUGACCAUCGUCCAGUGGCCCGAGUUCUCAUACCUCUGGCCUAUUCCAUCAUAUGUCCAGUGGGACUUUUAAGCAACGCCCUGGCUCUUCAUGUGAUCUUCUUAAACAUCACCAAACUUAAUUCCAUCACGCUUUAUUCCGCCAACCUGGCAGUGUCUGAUAUUCUGUUCUGCCUGUCGCUUCCCCUCCGAGCUGUUUACUAUGGCCUUGGCUUCCACUGGCCCCUGGGGGAAGGACUAUGUAAAGCCAUAGCACUGCUCUUCUAUUUGAACUGCUAUGCUGGAGUAAACUUCAUGACUUGUCUGGCAAUCGAUCGUUUUGUGGCACUGGUGUUUCCUCUGAAGCUGGCGAAAUUGAGAAAAGUGAAAAAUGCCCGAUUAGUGUGUCUGGCCAUAUGGCUGCUGGUGUUGGCCCAGACGCUGCCUCUCCUGACCAUUAACUUGACCAAAACGGAGCCUGACAACAGCAUCACCUGUAUGGAAUACCCUAAUUUUGAGGGCCUUUUCAAAGGGCUGCCCUACUUGCUGAUUUUUGGGGUAGUUUCAGGCUUUGGAGUCCCACUGGUGACAAUCAUCGCCUGCUACUCUAUAUUGACCCGUAAACUACAUCUAGCAGCAAAGUCGAACCAGCUGACAGAACGUUCUGGAAGGACCAAAAAAGCAAGAGGAGUGAUCGCAGGAGUGGUAUUUGUGUUUGUGGUGUGUUUCAGCCCAUACCAUCUAGACCUUCUGCAAUACAUGAUCCGAAAACUUAUCUAUGAUCCGGACUGCAAGGAGCUACAGUCCUUUCAGAUAUCGCUGCAUAUUACAGUGUGCCUUAUGAACUUAAAUUCGUGCCUGGAUCCCUUUGUUUACUUUUUUGCAUGUAAAGGCUACAAGCAGAAGCUGAUGAGAAUGAUGAAGUGGCAGGUUGGCACCCACUUCUCUAGUGUUGGAAGAACCUCCCCUGAAAGUUCAGGCACAGGCGAUGUGCUCGGCACACGCCGCAACACAGGAAUAACAAUGAACAAUAUUAGAGAAGGUCAGUAAAACAAUUGCCAACUAAAGCCAACAUAAGAUGAUGAAAAGUGAUAAACACACAGUAUGUGGGGCCGAACUUGAGACUUAAAAGCCAAGAACAAGGCAAAAAAAGUCACAGACAACUCGUCUCUUCAGAUUUUAAA